ACCAAAGAGACACACUUGAUCAAGUUCUCUCCCGGGACUCCAUUUUUCAUGUCCAUAUAUCAAGGAGUUGAAAGUGAUUAGUGAUGGCCAUGGAAGAGAACAAUGUGGUGGUGAUUCAAGAUGCGUCGAAAGAGCUUCAUACAAGAGUGUUUUCAUGGGCUAUAGAUAGCGGCUUAGCACUGAAGGCAGCAGAUAAGGUCACUCUAGUUUCAAUCAUGCAUCAGAUACACACUCCUAUGGGAUAUUAUUGCAGUGUGCAUGGACUGAAUAGGAGGAUUGUGGCCGAAGAAGCCACGAGGAAGAUGGAAGAGUAUCUUCAGAAUGAUGAGCUUGCUCAGAUUGCUAAACUUUAUGAAUCAAAUGAGGUUGCAUUUAAGAUUCAGUUGGUUACAGGAUCUCCAUUAAAGGAACUUGCUUUAAAAGCAGCCAUUAAUCUAAAGGCAACUUGGCUUAUACUUGACAGGCAACUGAAGAAAGAUGCAGAGUUUUUCCAGCAGAAGCUUUCUUGUGGUAUAUCAAGAUUAAAGCGAAACAAUCGGAUCGUACACCUACGAGCCCCUACUGAUAUCCCCACAGAGAUUCAAUGUAGCAGCCAUGAAACAUUUGAUCAAAGUUUACCAGAACCAGCAUUUGAAGAUCUUUUCCUCACUGUUGAUGAUUUCAAUAAGAGUAAUGCUGAAAUAAAUGUUGAUGAGUCGAGCUUGAGUCGAAUACAAGGCAGGUGCCAACGCCGAAAGGCCAUCAACACAUUUGUGACUAACAGGGAAGAAAUAAACAAUGAUGAAGAAACAGGUGAAAUAGAAAGAGGGAAGCAAAGAGAGGAUGAUGAACAGAUAAAAAGCAUGCUCCUUGAGGAGGAGAUGGACACAACAGUUGUAACUAACAAUGAUGAAAUAACAGCUCAGGACAAAGAGCAGACACAGAACUUGUUCCAUGUUGAGGCUUGGAGCUUAAGGCAUCCAUCAAACAUCUAUGAAAUGAAUGAGAUUGAUCAACCGAGCGACAAGGAAAGCGCUUCAGAAGAGCUGUUAUGCUCUAUCUGCAAAAUCAGACGGCCUAAUAUCGAAUGGAAAAAGGAAUUCACAUAUGAAGAACUCCAAAAUGCCACAGAUGGAUUCUCAUUGAAGAACUGUCUCUCUGAAGGUGGCUAUUUGUCUACUUUCAAAGGCCAGCUAGAGGGCGAGUUGAAAAUAGUAGUUAAGCAGCAUGAGCUAAGAAGUUCUCAGGAAAGGGAGAAAAUCCAAUCCGAAGUUCGGUCUACUCUCAAAGUUAGACAUAAGAAUGUGGUCAUGCUGUUGGGUUUAACCACAGAAGCAAGCUUCCUAUUGACCGUGUCUGAGUAUGCCUGCAACGGUUCACUCGACAUGUAUCUAUCAAAGGAAAGCAGCAGAUCUUUGACUUGGAGAGAAAGGAAGAAAGUGGCAAUAGGUCUUGCAAGAGGUCUAAAGUACCUACAUGAAAAUAGCAUAAUCCAUGGCAAUGUAAAACCAAGUAACAUUCUUCUGACACAUGAAUUCAACCCACUGAUUGGAGAUUUUGGAUUCGGUAAAAAGAUUGAGUUCAGGAAGUUCAACAAAGAUAAAAGUGCAAAUUCUGACUACAUAGCACCAGAGCAUCAGGAGAGGGGAAAAGUAUCAACUAAGGCUGACGUGUACUCGUUCGGAGUGGUUCUGCUAGAGCUGAUCACCGGACGUAGGGUUAAAGGUCACUCUGCAGAUAAAAGCCUUGUUGGAUGGGCCAAGCCUCUUCUUAAGGGAAAGCAGUACACACAACUUGUAGAUCCCACUCUCAGCAAGUCAUAUGAGGAGGAAAAGCUUCAAUGGCUGGUCCAAGUAAUAGAUCAAUGUCUUAAAAAGAGUCCAAAGGAUAGAAUGUCCAUGAAUAUGGUUGUUUCUGCAUUGCAAGACUUAGAAGAUAGCGAGCAACACUUCAUUUUAGAAGAACUUACUCCAGGUCCAACAGAAAAUAAUCAGCCAAGCCAAAAACCAGAACAGACAGAGAGCAGGUCCUACAUUGAAAAAGGGAGGUUAAAACUAAUAGUUGAAAAUAACAAUUUCUACAAAACAAGCCAGGAAAACUCUGAUCACCUGAACCAGGUUGAAGAACAGAUGCAAAGCAAGUCUGUAGCAGAGGAAAGGAGUCAUCAAAAGAUGAUAAACUAUGAACACAUGAUGGAUCAGACAGUUGUUGAUCAGCUGAAUCAGUAUGACAAACAAGUGAAUAGCAACCUCUAUGGGCAGACCAUAGCUGACCAGCCAAGAAAUGAUCAAGAACAGCAGAGAUGCUCAUCUGAAAUUCAAAUAGGCUCGAAUUCACACGGUACAGCUAUAAAUCAAAGUUAUCAAACAAAAGUAGAUUGGCCGAACCAGAAUAAAAUACAAUCACAAAGCUGCUCAAGUGAGAAUUUGUUUGCUGGAUAUCAAAGUGAAGCCAUUUUGGAGAAUUUGAAAUCCUCUAAAUGCUCUAUUUGCAAAAGUAAACGGCCAAAUAUUUCAUGGCAAAGAGAUUUUACUUAUGAUGAACUCCUCGAAGCUACCGAAGGAUUUUCAAUUAAGAACUCCCUAUCUGAGAGUAAAGAUGGACCAACUUUCAAUGGAUUGCUAGAGAGCAAGAUAAAAAUAGUGGUUAAGAAAUAUCAAAUCACUAAGCCUCAGGAAGAGAAGAUUUUCAAGUCAGAGGCCGACUUGCUGUCCAAGGCUCGACACAAAAAUGUGGUCAUGCUCUUGGGUAUAUGUGCAGCUAAAAACCAAUUGAUGAUUGUGUAUGAGCAAGCAUGCAAUGGUUCACUUGAUAAGUACCUAUCAAGAGGAAACUUCCAAUCAUUGACUUGGAGAGAAAGGAUAAAAGUAGUAGUAGGUACAGCCAGAGGCUUAAAGCAUCUACAUGCGAAUAAUAUAGUUCAUGGAAGUAUAAAAUCAAGUAACAUUCUACUAACACAUGACUUUGAACCACUGAUUGGAGACUUUGGCUUUCCAAAAGUGAGGCUAGAAACAAAGAAAUCAUACAAGGGUAAGGAAGCAAGCAAUUCUGGAUAUGCGGCACCAGAGUGCACAGAUAGUGGGAAAGUAUCAACCAAGGCAGAUGUAUACUCCUUUGGAGUGGUUCUUUUAGAGCUGAUCAGUGGCCGAAGCGCUGCAGACAAACUACCCGGAGGCAAAAGCCUCGUUGGAUGGGCAAGACCCCUAUUGGGAGGAAAGAAGCACCCGCAGUUGGUGGAUCCAAAUAUCAGCAACUUCUAUGAAGAAGAAGAAUUAAAAUGGCUGGUCCAAGUAACAGAACAAUGUCUCAGAAAGAAUCCUAAGGAUAGAUCUUCAAUGAAUAUGGUUGUCUCUGCAUUACAAGACUUAGCAGGUGCAGUUACAGACACAGAUGAGUGCUGUUUUACUGAAUAUUCUUCCUCAGACAUGCCAUAUUUAGCAUAUGGUCAAAUAAAGGCUGAUUCGAUGAUUCGAACACAAGAACAAAUUCAGAUCAAACCAUGGGUGGAGGAAAGAGACCUAAAGUUGGAGAUUAAAACUCAUGAGGUAAUAGGUCAGAGUAAAGUUGAGCACCCAAGAAAAGAUGGACAAAAGAUGCAGAGCAACCCCCAUGGGAAGGAGAUUCCCAGAAUGGUAGUAUAUCCUAAUGACAAGACCCAGGAAGAAGAGGAUAUUAUCGGAAGCUUCGACGUUGGGAUGAUGUGUAAAAUAGAAGUAGACAGACAACAAAAGGUGAAACAAAUGCAGGACUUAUCAAUUGAGAAUCAAGGUGAAACCAUUUUAGAGAGUUCAGAAACCUCUUUAUGCUCAAUCUGCAAAAGUAGAAGCAUAAAUAAUACAUGGAAAAAGGACUUCAUUUAUGAAGAACUUGAAGCUGCUACAGAUGGAUUUUCAACCAAGAAUUCUCUAUGUGAAGGUGGAUGUGGACCUGCUUUCAGAGGUCAGCUAGAUGAGCUGAAAAUAGUUGUUAAGCAAUACCACAUGACAGAGAAUGUCUUGUCAGAAGUUGAGCUGCUUAGAAAUGCUAGGCAUGAAAAUUUGAUAAGGAUAUUCGGUUCAUGCAUACAAGAAAGUCAAUUGCUGAUUGUAUAUGAACAUGCAUGCAAUGGUUCACUUGACCAGCACUUAUCAAGAACAAGUGGCAGAUCAUUAACAUGGACAGAAAGAAUGAAAGUCGCAAAAGGUGUUGCUAAAGGUCUUAAGUAUCUACACGACAAUAACAUAAUUCAUGGAAGGAUAAAGCCAAGUAACAUUCUUCUAGAUCAUGAGUUUAACCCGCUGCUUGCCGAAUCUGUGUUCGGAAAAGGAAGAUGUGAAUUGAAGUACAACUGCAAGGAUGAAAAAAAGGUCAAUUGUGGAUAUAUAGCUCCAGAGUAUCAAGAAACAGGAAACUUAACAGAUACGACAGAUGUGUAUUCUUUUGGUGUAAUUCUUUUAGAGCUGAUAACAGGCUGUAUGAUUACAGAAGCAGCAUCAGAACAGAAAUGUCUUGUUGAAUGGGCAAUCCCACUUCUUAGAGGGAGGAAGUAUGUACUAUUGUUGGAUUCCAAUAUAAGCAGCCAAUUUGAUGAACAAGAACUGGAUUUGUUGGUCCAGGUAAUCGAAAAGUGCCUCCGAAAGAAUCCGGAAGAAAGGUUUACUAUGAAUAUGGUUGUCUCAGUGCUGCAGCAUGAUGCUGUUGUUACUAGCAAAAGCUGUGUAGCUAAAGAGUCCUCUUUAUCAGAGAAGUCAUGCUUUUUCUUAUGUAAUGCUACUUCAGAUGCAACAAGCUCAAAAGCCAAGAAGGAAGGUCUAUACAAUGAGGUUGUUGAAGAAAGAGAGGACAACAUAACUUACAACGGAAGCGACGGUAAAACGAAGACGAGGGAAGAAAAUAAAAUGAUGAAAAUAGAAAAGAAAGAAAGCUUAAGCACCAAGCUACAUGAAUGUAAUGAAUGGUGCUUGUUUUAUGGUGGAGCCAGGCACUUUUAUCUUCAAGGGGCUAAGGAAUAUACAGUAUGUCAAGAAUUCUUUAUUUUUAGUAAUCAACUCAUUUAAGGGGUUAGUUUUGUAAUAAUAUUUCAUAAAAUAUUCUUUCCAAAAAAAUUGUGAGGACAAAAUGAAAAUGUGAUUAU
Arachis stenosperma is the source of this 5092-nucleotide messenger RNA. RefSeq lists its product as uncharacterized. The transcript is spliced from 19 exons. The record is from RefSeq and is a predicted model, not a curated record. Gene Ontology annotation, biological process: protein phosphorylation. Gene Ontology annotation, molecular function: protein kinase activity; ATP binding. The coding region runs from base 84 to 5015 and encodes 1643 amino acids. NCBI's taxonomy places the organism in Eukaryota, Viridiplantae, Streptophyta, Magnoliopsida, Fabales, Fabaceae. Gene Ontology annotation, cellular component: plasma membrane.